Molecule: messenger RNA, 468 nt
Organism: Lactuca saligna
Lineage: Eukaryota; Viridiplantae; Streptophyta; Magnoliopsida; Asterales; Asteraceae
Source: the annotation of a GenBank genome assembly
AUGAGCUCGCUUGCGGGUGAAUCAAGUGCUCGUAUGGUUGGUGAUCUUUGUUAUGUUGCGGCCCAGGCCUCUGCCCUUAUGGUUGCUGCUGUCGAUCGGGUUUACCAUGCUGGUGCAAAUAAGAGGCAGUUGAAAGCCGCUUUAGAGGAUCAAGUGGCCACUUUGGAGGACCGGUCAGAGCGACUUGAGGACCAGUGGAUGCUAGAGAAGUGGGUGGUUCACGUAAUUGAAAAGGUCAUUGAGAGCGCAAAAUUUUCCAGCGGGAUCCGGGGUGUUGGUGAGGCAUAUGAAGUCCUAGAUCCUGGCAAUGUUGCAAGAAGGGUUGCAAAGGUGGAUACCGCAUUAUCGUCCCUGGCUGAGAUGGAUUUUGCGAGCCUCUUUCGCUUGGGAGAGUUGGAUUAUGAAGGCUUCCGCCAGUUUUGUGGAAGGCCGAAUCUAGGAGGUUCUUUCUCAGAUUCUGAGGGCUGA